ACCAGUUCUUGAAGUGGUUCUGAACCAGCGGUAUUCAUUUUAAACGCCACCAGUCAGUUAAAACAUGAAGUUUGAUGAUGCUCUGGGUCUGUUGGGAGGAUUUGGACGAUUUCAGAUAUUGGUAAUGGUAGUCUGGAACAUAUUCUCUUCGGGAAAUGGCUGGCAAUAUACCCUUACUGUUUUUAUCGCAAAUAGAAUGGACCAUUGGUGUAAGGUUCCUGAGUUGCAACAUUUGAAUGAAACCAUGCAGAAGUUAAUUGCUAUUCCUCAGACAAUUGACCCUUUGGGAGAUAUGGUAUACAAACAAUGUAGCAUGUUCAACUUUAACUACAGCGCAAUCAAUUUCACCGAUCCUGUCACGAUCGAAACAUGGUUAGGCAAUGGAACAACUGCUGAAAUCGCUUGUAACCAUGGAUGGGUGUUUGAUAGGUCUGUGCGUGAAUCAUCGGCUGUGAGCGAAUUUGGACUUAUUUGUGGAAAUGACUGGAUGUAUACGCUUCCUGCCACAUUUCAGAUGCUUGGACUUUUAGUCGGAGCGUUCCUCUCUGGGCUUUUCUCAGACAGGUUUGGAAGAAGGCGAACUGCCCUGGGUAUGUUAGUUUGCUCAAUCGGGGCCAUUCUCGGUGGAGCUUUUUCAGAAAAUUUCAUACUAUUCUUAGUGAUGCGUUUCCUUUCUCUUCUGACGACUAUCGGGAGUAAUACCUGUCUAUGGGUCCUCACUAUCGAGUUGAUGCCACCUGUGCACCGGACCCACGCCACAUUCUACGCCUCUUUAUUGCGCAUAUCCAGAGCCCUGUUUACACUCGCAGCGUUCCUAGUAAGAGGUCAUAAAUGGCUCCAAAUUAUAUCAGCAUUGGUAACCAUCCCGGGCCUCAUCGGAGUAUACUUCUUGCCGGAAUCCCCUCGAUGGUUAAUUGCAAGAGGACGAUAUCAAGAAGCUGAGGACAUAUGCAGAAGAAUUGCUAAGAUCAAUAAAGUGGCAUGUCCAAAGGAUUUUACCUUGAAAGACGAGGUCAUGAUAAAACAGGAGAACUCUAAUGAAAAAAAUGAAAAUAAAGUGUCAGUCUUUGACUUAUUUCGUACUCCGAACAUGAGGAAGAGGACCUUAGUGAUUUGGGUCCAAUGGUUUGCUGUUGUGUUUGGUGCAUAUGCAAUGAAACUCAACAUUGGCACGUUGAUACCUGGGGACAUUUAUUUAAACAAUUUCCUUAUCAAUGGAGUCGCUGAUGUUAUAGGUCCGCUACUUAUAUUGAUUGCAUUAUUUAAAAUGGGCAGAAAGACCAUAAUAAUUUCGUUUUUUAUUGCAAACGGCGUUUUGGCCUUUGUAAUGAUUGGCCUGUUGCCGACCAAGAUCAUGGCGUUGACCACGACAGCGGCCCUAUGUGGUUUGUUACUCAUAGGCAUCGUGUUUAGAGUAAUGUAUCUGUACAGUGGAGAAAUAUUCCCUACUCCUGCGAGGAAUGUUGGUCUUGGUAGCGGCUCCAGUUUUGGAAGGGUGGGAGGCCUAAUUAGUCCAAACAUCCCUUUACUUGGACGCAUUUGGUAUGGGUUACCGUAUGUGGUUUUGGGAGUAUUUCCUUUGAUAGCAGCUUCGCUGGCAUUCCUUCUUCCAGAAACGAAAGAUAAGCGGCUGGCGGAGACGUUCAUAGAGGCAGAGCUAUUCGGUACUGGGAAGAUGGAUGACAGACUAGAUCGUGAGCGAGAUGUUGUGAGAAGUGACACGAGCGUUACUGUGCCAUUAAACGAUUUAACGGCUAAGAAAUCAGACGACGGGCGAGAUUUUGAGCAAAAUGGCCAAGACAACAGGGAAAAAUAAGAAAACAAAUCAGCCGAUAACAAUUUGAAAUUCGAAACAGGGUUUUGAUAAUCUUCAUGAACUCACCAUCUCACGGUGGUGUUUAUAUCAUUUCGUGUAAUCGUUUUGUUUACAUAAGAUUGAGUAAAUAGUGCAGAGACGUAUCCAACGAUCAUGGACCUGGUGUCAAAACAUCGAAGUUUGGAUAUUUCAUCAAGGCUAACAUCUACUUUCAUUAGCUUCAAAGAAAACCCCCGAACGUACCUAAUUUCUGCCGAUAUUCACAAUAACUGGCAUCCUAAAUCCGCGGGAAUCUUCUCCCGACAGAAAAAAUGCUCACGUACCUUUUGGUGAUUUCCCGGUGAUAUUAUCAUUAGAUCCAGCCCCGUUUUCACCUAACGUUCUAUCCAACAGAACACCACAAUUAGUCCGCAUUCAUGACAGAUUUAUAGUUCUAUAAAAUAAUUGCUUUACAAGAGAUCAUUUUAAAAAUGGAGGCUCGUGUGAAGGAGAUGUUUGCAGUGUUGUAAUUGUAAUGAAUUGUAUUGAGUUGUAAAGCAGGUGUUCCUUACAGAAGAGUGUUUUCUAAGUCAAGUUUCACUGUAUAAGUAAAUUGCCAAGCUUACUUUUAACGCGAUUGUAAUUUACAAAAGUAGAAAAAAUCCGAACAUUUUGAACUGAUAUAUACAUAUCAAAAAGUGAAGAUGGGUCAAUUUGAUUCUCGUUCUCCGAAGAUAUUAAUAAAAUAGUUAAAUAUUCGGAGUUUUUUUAAUGCUGUAAAUUGUUCACAAUUCUAAAUCAAGAAGUCGCUCGUAUUUCUGUCGUAUUUAGGAAAUCAUGUUGCCGAAAAUCAGUGCACAGUGUUCAUGGUUGUAGGAUAUGUCAAUUAUAGAUCCAAAUGUCUAUUAAUAUCCAAAGUAAUAAAUGAACACAACUUUCAUAUUCUGUAUUCAAUCUAUAUUUCAAAACGAGGCUGAUACUAGUGACACCUAUUGACAGCAAUUAUUGGUUGUGCAAACACAAUGGAACAAUCACUUAAAUCAAUCAAAUAUACACUCCCCUCCAUAAGUUUGGCAACCUUUUUUCUCCAUUGAACUAGGUGUUAAAGCCUCUUUACGUUUGAAUUUUUAUUUACUUAACCGGCGAUGAAAUAACUUAUACUAUUGAUGGAAACGUAACUUUACUUUAUUUCCAAUACUUUCAAAUUUUCUCAAUUUUUCCCUCAAUUACAAUAGGUCGAAAAUUGAUGAUAAAUUUGAUGAAUUUUUGAAAAUCGUCAUUCCCAUGUAAUCCAAUGGGAAAUGGAGGGUUCGGGGCAAAUCAGAAAUCAGGAUAUCUUUUCAGUAAAAGAUUCAGCAAAAAAUAUUUCUAUAUAGAAAAUUGAAUUGUCUAACUUUUUUUAACACUAAGUGUUUAGUUUAUUUGAUGAAUAUUAAAGUUACAGCGCUUCACAGUCAUGAUUGAAAAUAAUUUUUCGCCUCCUGUGUUAUUUCAAUGGGAGAGGUUUUUUAAAAAACAAUUUUGACUUUAAAGCCCUAUAACUUUGUUGAACCUGAAGAAACAUAUCAAAUUUUUGGUUAAAUAAAGUUAGCAAAUUCAAUUGCCUGCCUAACUCGUAUUUUUUGGAAGGACUCGGAUGGAUGGAUAUUCUGUCAUAUGACUUGCGGCAAACCUACCAUUUCCCAUUGGUUAACAUGGGAAUGUCGAUUUUCAAAACUUCCUCAAAUUCCUCAUCAAUUUUCGACCUAUUGUUAUUGAGGGAAAAAAUUGAGAAAAUUUGGAGGUAUUGGAAUUAAAGUCAAAUUACGUUUCCAUCAAUAGUAUAAGUAUUUAAAUCGCAGGUUAAGUAAAUAAAAAUUCAAAGGUAAAGAGGCUUUAACACGUAGUUCAAUGGUGGAAAAAAGGUUGCCAAACUUAUGGAAGGGAGUGUACAACAAUGCUCCCCUUAUAAUUUAAAAGUGGGUCUGCAUCUCUUAAAAAAUUGUACAUGUAUUGCAUUGCAAAAUAA
This is a messenger RNA of Owenia fusiformis, 3803 nucleotides long. The record is from the annotation of a GenBank genome assembly. Lineage: Eukaryota; Metazoa; Annelida; Polychaeta; Sabellida; Oweniidae.